AUGCCGUUAACCAUGUUCAUGCUUUUGGAUGCCCCGCUGCUGCUGCUGGGCGCGGAGGCUCCAGCAGAGCUAGCAACCGAGGCGAGAGGACGGGUGCUGCUGCCUCGCACAUUGCUAUUGAAGCUGCUGACAGUGCUGGCGCUGCUCGCCGCGCUACUAACAGCGCUACUAACGCUGCUCGCGGCAGAGCUCACGACGUCCGACGCGCUUACGCUUGCACUCGCACUCGCGUCGCUAGGCACCGAGGCCGUGGACAAUGCCGGCUCGACUGCUGAGGAAGCCGACGCUGAGACCGUUGCCGAAGCUGAGGCGGUAGAUGUCAGUGUCGUGUGGGCACUAUCAGAAAUGAAUUGUCAGCUCGCCGUUCGCUGUACAGGGUGUAAAUGCACCAACCUCACUCCGCUAGCGAGCAAGAAAAGGGCCACAGAGGCAGUUGAGAAUUUCAUGCUCGUCGUCAGUGCGUCGUUGAGGUCGUAUUGCGCCCACAGCGGUAUUGUAAUCCCUCUUAUAUGA
Messenger RNA from Pleurotus ostreatus (oyster mushroom), 513 nucleotides. RefSeq lists its product as uncharacterized. Lineage: Eukaryota; Fungi; Basidiomycota; Agaricomycetes; Agaricales; Pleurotaceae. Bases 1 to 513 code for a protein of 170 amino acids. The record is from RefSeq and is a predicted model, not a curated record. The transcript has a single exon.